CUUUUGACUCAUACAGGAGAAUGUCAUCUCUGCUUUGUCAUUGAGAGUACACAAGUACGACAACCUCAUUAACAGCCAUAAUUGACACAAUGGAGAACUUUGAGUUCAAUGAUUAUAAUGGUGAUUAUGAAAAUUACUCGUACGAAAAUUUUACAGCGGAAGAAGUUAUUGACAACAGCAGCAAAUCGUGUUUCAAUGAUGUGUCUUGUGUGACUGUCGUGGUCGUGAAUGUUGUCAUUUUCUUGCUGGGGGUUUCUGGGAAUGGAAUAGUUAUCUGGAUAUCAGGUCUCAAGAUGAAAAGGUCCGUUAACACCUGCUGGUAUCUCAGCCUGGCAAUCUCGGACUUCAUUUUCUGUACCUGUCUCCCCUUCAACAUUGUGAACAUGGCUACUUCUGCCUGGCCAUUUGGGCUGGUCAUGUGCAAGUUCACCUCCUUCAUCAUGUUCCUGAACAUGUUCAGCAGCAUCUUCCUCCUGGUCAUCAUCAGUGUGGACCGCUGUGUGUCUGUCGUGUUCCCCGUCUGGGCACAGAACCACCGCACAGUGAAAGCAGCCUCUGUACUGGUCGCUCUCGCCUGGAUCGUCUCUGUUGCUCUCAGUGUACCCUCAGCUAUUACACGUGACAUAAAGGUUCAUGGAGACAAAACCAUUUGUCACAACAACUUUGGGAAGGUAAUGCUUAGUCAUCAGACUAUUGCUUUCAGUCGGUUCGUCUGUGGGUUUUUAAUCCCUUUUGUGAUCAUCACCCUCUGUUACACCAUCAUUGUUCUGAAGCUGAAGAGCAGCCGAAUGACCAAAUCCUCCAAACCUUUUAAAGUCAUGUCUGCCCUCAUUGUGACUUUUUUUGUAUGCUGGUUGCCUUACCACAUCUUUAUCCUGCUAGAACUAAACCACCACAACCACAGCAUUAAAAUUUUAACGGCUGGGUUGAUGGUGAGUGGUACUCUUGCCUCUGCCAACAGCUUUUUGAAUCCAAUUCUUUAUGUGUUUAUGGGCAAUGAUUUCAAACAGAAAUUCAAGAACUGUUUGUUCUCGAAAAUUGAGAAUGCCAUUGGUGAGGAUGGCCGCACAACCAGUCGCUAUCUAUCACGGUCAAGCUCGGUGGAACGCAAAGCUUCCACCCACAUCUGAGGAGGUUAUUGAUAUCUCUCCAUAGAGUAAAGGCAAAUUGUAUGAAUAUCACCUAGUGGUGUGAAAGAGUAACAAAAAAUUAUUUAUGACUGAAAUUGUUAACUGAC
This is a messenger RNA of Megalops cyprinoides (Indo-Pacific tarpon), 1237 nucleotides long. Its product is annotated as chemokine-like receptor 1. The record is from RefSeq and is a predicted model, not a curated record. Gene Ontology annotation, biological process: positive regulation of cytosolic calcium ion concentration; phospholipase C-activating G protein-coupled receptor signaling pathway; inflammatory response. Lineage: Eukaryota; Metazoa; Chordata; Actinopteri; Elopiformes; Megalopidae. Gene Ontology annotation, cellular component: plasma membrane. The transcript is spliced from 2 exons. Gene Ontology annotation, molecular function: complement receptor activity; G protein-coupled receptor activity. Bases 90 to 1130 code for a protein of 346 amino acids.